GAGGAGGCCUCUCGGAAAGGGCGACACCCUGCGGCCAAACGAGACACUUCCACAGUGCGUCGCGGUCUGACAUCACACUUCGCAAAAUGGCGACGUCCCUCGGCUCCAACACUUACAAUAGACAGAACUGGGAAGACGCGGAUUUCCCGAUUCUCUGUCAAACAUGUUUAGGAGAAAACCCUUACAUCCGAAUGACCAAAGAGAAAUAUGGGAAAGAAUGCAAGAUCUGUGCACGGCCUUUUACCGUAUUCCGCUGGUGUCCAGGGACACGUAUGCGUUUCAAGAAGACCGAAGUUUGUCAGACUUGUAGUAAAAUGAAGAAUGUUUGUCAAACAUGUCUGCUGGAUCUGGAGUAUGGUUUACCCAUCCAGGUUCGAGAUACUGGCCUUGCCAUUAAAGAUGACAUUCCUCGCUCGGAUGUGAACAAAGAAUACUUUACACAGAACAUGGAGACGGAGUUAGCUGAUUUGGAUGCCGCAUGGCCAGGCGGUCAGGGCGGCAAGGCGGCCAGCUCUAGUGACAUGUUGCUGAAACUGGCUCGCACAACACCAUACUACAAGAGGAACCGUCCACACAUCUGCUCCUUCUGGGUUAAGGGCGAGUGUAGGAGAGGGGAAGAGUGUCCUUACAGGCAUGAGAAGCCCACAGAUCCUGAUGACCCGCUCGCUGACCAGAACAUCAAGGAUCGUUACUAUGGCAUCAAUGAUCCAGUUGCUGACAAGCUUCUGAAACGGGCCUCCACCAUGCCCAGGCUGGACCCCCCAGAUGACAAGUCCAUUACCACACUGUACAUUGCAGGUCUUGGCGAAACAGUCACGGAUGGAGAUCUCAAGGGCUUCUUCUACCAGUUUGGUGAGAUUCGUACCAUCACAUUGGUACAAAGGCAGCAAUGCGCCUUCAUCCAGUUCGCCACACGGCAAGCUGCUGAAAUGGCCGCAGAAAAUUCAUUCAACAAGCUCAUCAUCAAUGGUCAGAGGCUCACGGUCAAGUGGGGAAGGUCCCAGGCAGCAAGAGGAAAAGAGGGCGAAGGAGUUAGUGAGAUGGGUACCAGACUUGAUCCUGUGCCAGGACUACCAGGAGCGUUACCUCCACCACCACCUCUUGAUGAAGAACCUCCAGCAAAUUAUUUCAACCUGGACCCAAGUACUUCUCCAGCUGUCAUGAACCUUACUUUGCCACCACCCCCAGGCCUCAACCCGCCUCCUCCAGGUUUUGGCCCGCCAAUGUUUCACCCCAUGGGUCCCAUGGCUCCACCAAUGCCCCCGCCCAUGGGCAUGAGACCUCCAGGUCAAAUCCACUACCCUUCUCAGGAUCCCCAGCGGAUGGGUGCCCACGCUGCACACGGUGCACGCCAUGGCGAUUAGUGACCAGGCCCAAACUCUACUCUUUUUUUCAUACCAUACUGUCUGUGGGCUUGGAAACACGCUGUGGACUACAUAGAAUUACAAACUCCAACAUGCAUAAUAUUAUUAGAUUUAUUCGGCAUCCGCGGUGCAGUGCACCAACUGAAUCAGCGCAGGCUUUUUUUUUAAACAAUGUUAAUAUUCCAUUGUGUAAUGACUUAGUUCAAUGAUAUGUUUUCUUUGGAUAUUUCUUUGACCUAUUAAAACGAUGCAUUACAGUCUUUCAUAGUCUUUGUGGAUAAUCAAACUCGGCGUUAGAAAAAGUGAAACAUCAAAGAGGCUUGUUGGACAUAUUGAAAUGAUUGCAAAGGAGUGGUAAAUAAAGUUUCUGUUAAUUUCCUGGAAAAAUUAAGAUGAAUUUCCCAUAAA
This is a messenger RNA of Syngnathus typhle (broad-nosed pipefish), 1772 nucleotides long. It is a transcript of the gene rbm22, whose product is annotated as RNA binding motif protein 22. The transcript has 11 exons. Gene Ontology annotation, molecular function: metal ion binding; pre-mRNA binding; U6 snRNA binding. Lineage: Eukaryota; Metazoa; Chordata; Actinopteri; Syngnathiformes; Syngnathidae. The record is from RefSeq and is a predicted model, not a curated record. Bases 87 to 1364 code for a protein of 425 amino acids. Gene Ontology annotation, cellular component: U2-type catalytic step 2 spliceosome; Prp19 complex; U2-type catalytic step 1 spliceosome.